GGGCGCCAUUCCGAACUGGCAUUUGUUUUUGACUAAAAGUGGAUUGUGCGAAUGCCAGCUUGGUAGGCUAGGGCUUGUCUGUGCUGUCAACUUUGUUUCCACCACCAACGCCCAGAUCAAGAUCCAAGUUGCAGUCCUUCCAUUCCGAUUUGGACAUGGAUUACUACCAGGACUUCAGCGCGGGCGGCGGCAGCGGCGGCGGCUCCGGAGAAGGUAACCAGAGCGGCCAGAGCCAGCGGGGGACAGCCGGGACAGCCGGCAUCCCCGGCAAGGACGACGAGAAGAAACUGUUCGUCGGGGGCCUGAGCAGGGAGACUACGGACCGCGAGCUCAAGGAGUACUUCGGCAAGUUCGGCGAGAUCGAGAGCGUCACGGUCAAGAUCGACCAGUACACUGGGCAGUCGCGGGGCUUCGCCUUCAUCGUCUUCAACAACCCCAAGACCAUCGACAAGCUGCUGGCCGCCGGGGACCACUACAUCCAGAAGCGCAAAGUGGACCCCAAGAGGGUCUCCAAAAAGGCACAGCACGGCAAGAUCUACGUGGGCGGGCUCACGCCUGAAAUCUCAGACGACGACAUCAAGGGCUACUUCUCGCAGUACGGAAACAUUGUGGAAUUCCAGGCCCCCUUCGACAAGAUGAAGAAUCAACGGAAAGGUUUCUGCUUCAUCACAUUUGAGUCGAAAGAUCCCAUGUUCAAUCUGCUUAAGACUCCGAAGCAAUUCAUUAACGGCAAGGAGGUGGAUGUGAAGAAAGUGCGUGCAAAUGCUGAGGGUGGUCGAGGCGGCGGACAAAGGAACGGCUAUGGACAGGGUUACGGACAGGGCUAUGGUGGCUAUGACGGCUAUGGCUACAGCAACUAUGGCAAUAGUUAUGACUAUGGAAAUUACGCCUAUGAUGGCUAUAGCUAUGACAGCCAAGGUGGUUAUGGCGGCAAUGGCAAUGGGAAGCCCCGCAAUCGUCAGUUUUCUAGACACCAACCCUACUAACAUCUUUACUGUUUAAGCAUAUUUCAUAUGCUCUAUAUUUUUUAUAUAGAGCAGAAGUUUUCUUUCUUUUUUUUUCAUUUUGGGGUUGAAUAACGUGAUUGGAGCUCUUUGUUAAUUUUAAUGUAGGUGUAUCUAGUUGUUAGCAAGAUUUGUGUUGCAUUAUGAGAUUUAUAUUUGAUACAAUUAUUUAUCUCUUACUGUCUUCAUAUUAUGACUUCUUGGGGCAUGUCUAUAUUUAUUAUAGAAAUGCAGAAGUAAUGCUUUUGAACAACUGCCAUUAAUUUUUGUUUUCUGUUUGAAUAUCUAUGUUAGGACUUAAACAUAAUCUUUAACUGAGCAUUGAAUGUUAAUAACCAUUUGUGUAAAUUCUGUGAGAGUGAAGCAGCUUAACAUUUUUCAUGUCAUAAAUUUCUGUGUUACUAUCUUGUCAUCUCAUGUUGUUCAGAACUUAAUGGUUUACAUGCCAUCUUAAAGGGAAUGAUGCUUCAGUAAUAUUGAUCUCUGAUAUAAGAUUGAUUUGGAGAUGAUCACAUGUAUUUCACUUGUUCAUUUAUUUUUCAAUGUUUUUACAUCAUUUGCUGUUUUGACUCGUAUUGUAUUUACAUUUUGAGUAAGUGUUGAUUCAUUUUCAAUCCAAGACUGCUAUGUUGCUGUGAAGGGAAACAGUGAUGUCAAAAUGUGAUUAUUUGGAUGUUGCCAUUACUAAAUAUCGUUUUGACGGAUAAUUGUGCAGUUGUGUGCACCACUGCACUUGUUUGAUGUGUGUUUUGAGCUUUAAAAAGGAAGAGUGCAUUGCUUGCUAUGCUGAAUACAAGUUUCCCACACUGCAUGCCUUCCUCAUUUUUGUGCCAUUAGUGGAAUUUGGCAUGUCUGUUUGUGGUGUGAUGUUACUUUGUGAUUGAUAUGCUUUAAACAAGACAACUUUUCCUCAGUGCUAUCAGGAGGAAACUUAGCAGAAUCUCUCCUUGAAAUUAUUGGAAGUAUUUCAUUUUGUUGGUAGAACUUGAACAAAACCAUUUAUGCGCUACAGUAUUUUAUGUAAGUUCUUCACUUUCAAAUGUGAUGGAAGACUGAUUACUUAACUUAAGUAAUUACUGCUCUUAGCUUUGGAUUCAGUAAUGAAAUCUGUCUGUGUGAAAACAAAACAUUAUUUAGAACCAUGCAUGAAUAGUUAUCUAAUUUUAGUUUUUGAGACUUCAGACUUUGCUAGUCAAUGGAACAGUAAGUUCUUCAAAUUACACAGAAAUGUGGUUUAUGUUCCAAACAUCACUAUUUUGAUUGAAAAAUAACUUUGUUUGUACCUUAGUCAUUGCAUGUUAAGAAAUUUUGUUACUUUGCAAAGACAUUGCUUGUUUCAUUUCAAAAUUUAUUUGAACUUUGACUUAUUUGUUAUUGUUACAUAGCUUUGCAUUUUAUUGUUUAAGGAGUUGCCACCAUCCUGAUUUAUUUUGCAUUGUGGAACCACAAAUCAUCACAGGGUCUAAUUUCUGUGUAGUUGAAUCUCAAAACCAAACCUCUACAAAAUUUCAUGUAUUGUGAUAUUUUUCCACUUUGUCUUGAAUGUUACUUUUUCUGGAUAUAAUAAAUUUAUGGGAUUGGA
This is a messenger RNA of Thrips palmi, 2586 nucleotides long. Its product is annotated as RNA-binding protein squid-like. The coding region runs from base 156 to 986 and encodes 276 amino acids. The transcript has a single exon. Lineage: Eukaryota; Metazoa; Arthropoda; Insecta; Thysanoptera; Thripidae. The record is from RefSeq and is a predicted model, not a curated record. Gene Ontology annotation, molecular function: RNA binding.